AUCAGUUAUUUCUAUGAGAAGGGCGCCUUUUUUCUACAAACACACACCGACAGGCUCGCUCUUCCUGAAACACACCGAUCGCAUCGAAUUCCUUGUUGUCCUGCUGAAUAUUUAGCAGAAAUGACACAUAGGUUAAAUGAAAGAUGAUCCGCGUGUUCGUCUUUGACGGUUGGUGAUUUAAUGGCACAUUUGAUAUGCAAAUAUCCUCGUGCAGGUGGGCUGACCACUGCGUAACGUUACCUCUGCUGAUCUUCACACCUGAGCAUCAUCCGUUUGAAACAUGGACCAUCCGAAUAACAGCAAGAAGACAGAGCCCAGAGUCAAUGAGAAGAAAUGCUCAUGGGCGUCGUACAUGACCAACUCACCCACAGUGAUCGUAUUGGUCGGUCUUCCUGCGAGGGGAAAGACUUAUAUCUCAAAAAAAUUGACACGCUAUCUCAACUGGAUUGGGGUCCCAACAAAAGUGUUUAAUCUGGGUGUUUAUAGACGUGAGGCCGUACAGUCAUACAAGUCCUACGAUUUCUUCCGUCAUGACAAUGAAGAGGCGAUGAAAAUCAGGAAGCAGUGUGCGAUUGUGGCUCUUAAAGAUGUGAAGUCGUACCUGAAUGAGGAGGGCGGGCAGAUCGCUGUUUUUGAUGCCACAAACACGACGAGAGACAGAAGGGAACUCAUUUUAAGUUUUGCGCAGAGGAACUCGUAUAAGGUAUUUUUUGUGGAAUCACUUUGUGAUGAUCCAGAAGUCAUAGCUUCCAACAUCCUGGACGUGAAGGUGUCCAGUCCAGAUUAUCCUGAGCGAGACAGAGAAAGCGUUAUGGAGGAUUUUCUUAAAAGGAUCGAGUGCUACAAAGUCACAUAUCAACCGUUAGACCCCGACCAACAUGACAAAGAUCUGUCCUUUAUCCAGGUGAUAAACGUGGGUCAGCGUUUCCUGGUGAAUCGUGUUCAGGAUUAUAUUCAGAGUAAGAUUGUUUACUACCUCAUGAACAUUCACGUACAGAAGCACUCCAUAUAUUUGUGUCGACACGGAGAGAGCCAACACAACGUCCAGGGCUGCAUCGGAGGAGAUUCAGAGCUUUCCAGCAGAGGAAGAGAGUUUUCUAAAGGCCUCCGCAGGUUCCUGGAAAACCAGAACAUCCCGGAUCUGAAGGUGUGGACGAGUCAGCUCAGACGCACCAUCCAGACAGCGGAGGAACUUGGCGUCCCGUACGAGCAGUGGAAAAUACUUAAUGAGAUUGAUGCUGGUAUCUGUGAGGAGAUGACCUAUGAAAAGAUAAAAGAAACAUAUCCAGAUGAAUAUACUCUAAGAGACCAGGACAAAUAUCAUUACAGAUACCCAGGUGGAGAGUCGUAUCAGGAUCUGGUCCAGAGGUUGGAACCUGUCAUCAUGGAGCUGGAGAGACAAGGAAACGUAUUGGUCAUCUGUCAUCAGGCCGUCAUGCGAUGUCUGCUGGCGUAUUUCCUGGACAAAAGCGCUGAUGAUUUGCCGUAUCUGAAGUGCCCUCUUCAUGCCGUCCUCAAACUCACUCCAGUAGCUUACGGCUGUAAAGUUGACAUGUUUGACCUGAAAGUAGAAGCUGUGAAUACACACCGGGACAGACCACUCGGAGGCAGAAAACAGGUGAUGCCCAGGACUCUGCUCAGGAGAAACAGCUUUACUCCACUGUCGAGUCAAGAUCAGAUAAAACGUCCUCGCCUUUUCAGCGUGGGCAAUCCACCGCGGCUACCAGUCGUUCCCGUUUUAUCAUCCACGCGCUUGCCAGGGGCAAUGGAGACUGAGGAACUGAAUGAAAGCCAGGAAAUACUGGACUGCUUCGACCCCGGAGACUCAAAAGACGCCGUCCAGCAGUAAAAGCACAAACAAACCAGGAAUUGUGAGGCUCCGGAUAACGUAACUUAUAAAUUUUCCACAUGUAAACAAGACCUGUUUUCUCCGCUAUGCUAAAUGCUUGGAGAUUUGCCACAAAUGUCGGCUGCUUUGUGUAGCAGGAAACCUUUGGUGGUAGUAAAAUUCGGUGAAGGUUAAGGUUCAAAACGACUACUAUUCAUUACACUGUUACACUGAUUGACAGCUUGUGAGACCAAUAACAGUAUCGUAUAAAGCCAAACUGAUUAGAGUGGGUGUGGCUUGUACAGGUUAAUCU
Messenger RNA from Paramisgurnus dabryanus, 2141 nucleotides. It is a transcript of the gene pfkfb2a, whose product is annotated as 6-phosphofructo-2-kinase/fructose-2,6-biphosphatase 2a. NCBI's taxonomy places the organism in Eukaryota, Metazoa, Chordata, Actinopteri, Cypriniformes, Cobitidae. Gene Ontology annotation, molecular function: fructose-2,6-bisphosphate 2-phosphatase activity; ATP binding; 6-phosphofructo-2-kinase activity. The record is from RefSeq and is a predicted model, not a curated record. Gene Ontology annotation, biological process: fructose metabolic process; fructose 2,6-bisphosphate metabolic process. Gene Ontology annotation, cellular component: cytosol.